Poecile atricapillus (Black-capped chickadee) is the source of this 1563-nucleotide messenger RNA. RefSeq names its product pericentrin-like. Bases 358 to 1545 code for a protein of 395 amino acids. The transcript is spliced from 9 exons. Lineage: Eukaryota; Metazoa; Chordata; Aves; Passeriformes; Paridae. The record is from RefSeq and is a predicted model, not a curated record.
ACAUUGGAGCCCCCUUUGAGGACACUUUUGCCUUAAGCCCCGCCCCCCUGAAGCCGCAGCCAAUCAGCGCUCCCGGGGCGGAGCGCACCAGCCAAUAGCAACGCGGGAGGGGCGGGACUGCCGUUACCAUGGGAACCGACGCGCGUGGCCUCCAUAGCAACAUACAAAUACACUUCCGGGUUCUCGUUCCCGCCCUCUGCCGCGCUCAGCCAAUCAGCGCUCGCGGAGCGCGGCGGAACAGCCAAUGGGAGCGCGGCGAGGGGGCGGGAGCAGCGUUGCCAUGGGGACGGGCAAGGGCGGUUGCCAUGGCAACGGGGGCGGCCGGGCCUGAGGCGGAAACGGCGGGAAAAGAUCGCGAUGGCCGAACCCCGCCUGGCUCCUCCCAGUUCCUCCCAGUGCUCCCAGUUACCCCCUCCCAGUGCUCCCAGUUCCUCCCAGUGCUCCCAGUUCACUCCUCCCAGUUCCUCCCAGUGCUCCCAGUUACCCCCUCCCAGUUCCUCCCAGUGCUCCCAGUUCCCCCCUCCCAGUUUGGGGGGGCUCAUCCCCCCCUCCCACUUUGUGCUGCGCUCCAGGGCGCUGGGGGCGGAGUUGAGAGCAGAAAAGGGGCGGAGCCAAGCGCUGGAGGCGGAGCUUGGAGCACAAAAGGGGCGGAGCCAAGUGCUGGAGGCGGAGCUGGAGCUGCUGAGGGGGCGGAGCCAAGCGCUGGAGGCGGAGCUGAGAGCAGAAAAGGGGCGGAGCCAAGCGCUGGAGGCAGAGCUUGGAGCAGAAAAGGGGCGGAGCCAAGCGCUGGAGGCGGAGCUUGGAGCAGAAAAGGGGCGGAGCCAAAUCCUGGAGGCGGAGCUGGAGGCAGAAAAGGGGCGGAGCCAAGCGCUGGAGGCGGAGCUGGAGACGCUGAGGGGGCGGGGCCAAGCGCUGGAGGCGGAGCUUGGAGCAGAGAAGGGGCGGAGCCAAGCGCUGGGGGCGGAGCUUGGAGCAGAAAAGGGGCGGAGCCAAGUGCUGGAGGCGGAGCUUGGAGCAGAAAGGGGGCGGAGCCAAGCGCUGGGGGCGGAGCUUGGAGCAGAAAAGGGGCGGAGCCAAGUGCUGGAGGCGGAGCUGGAGGCAGAAAAGGGGCGGAGCCAAAUCCUGGAGGAGGAGCUGGAAGUGCGGAGGGGGCGGGGCCUGGGAGCUGAGGGGGCGGAGCCAAACCCGGAACAGGUGUUGUUAUCCCGGUGGAAGCUGAAGGUUUUCCAGCUGCUGCUGCAGGUGAGGCUGAACCGGAACCAGGAGAGGCUGCAGGGACAGGCUCUGCCCCGGGAGCGGCUCCGGGCCGAGGAGGAACCGGAGAAACUGGGACAGAACCAGAGGAGCUCUGGUGACGCGGGGACGGCUCCGGUGACAGCGACAGGAGGAGGGGACAGCGGGGGACAGCAGGGCAGGGACAGGAACCGGACACGGCCGGACACAGUGUCGCUGUCCCCGCUCCUGAGGCACCUCCAGGCUCUCGGCGCCGCCAUCUUGGGGGAACACGGCGGGGACGGAAAUGACGUCACUAUGUGGGGACAGUGACGUCACCGGGGGCGCCGC